This is a messenger RNA of Lytechinus variegatus (green sea urchin), 978 nucleotides long. Its product is annotated as nectin-3-like protein. Gene Ontology annotation, biological process: cell-cell adhesion. Gene Ontology annotation, molecular function: cell adhesion molecule binding. Lineage: Eukaryota; Metazoa; Echinodermata; Echinoidea; Temnopleuroida; Toxopneustidae. The transcript has 4 exons. Bases 103 to 978 code for a protein of 291 amino acids. Gene Ontology annotation, cellular component: cell-cell junction. The record is from RefSeq and is a predicted model, not a curated record.
UAAUUGAAAGAUCGACUACAACUGAAUCUGACGACUCUUUCCUAUCCUACCCACGAAAUUACCCAAUCUCAAUGUCAAAUAUAUUUCCAUGAAACGGCAACAAUGGAAAUGGUUGCUCCUGCUUGUAAUAAGCACCCCGUUAUCUUGAUCUUAACAGCCAUGAUUUUGAAGCAGUGGACGCAUUCAGCAGUGACAGUUGCUCAGCAAAUAGUCGUAUCAACUCCUGAACAUCUAUCCGUCAAAGAAGGAGAGACAGUGACAUUGACUUGCAGUUACCAGCCUAAGACGGAUGAACUGUAUUUUGGCUCUCUCUCAUGGCAAAGAGCUUCGAGUGUGCUAGCAUCGUACAGUUGUCCUAAUUCUUGCAGCAGAACAAACCAAGAUCCAGACCAAUAUUCUUUGGAGGUUGAUUUAAUUUCAAGCGGCAAUUUGACAAUUAGAGAUGUCUCUUUGAAGGAUGAUAGUGUGUAUGAGUGUAAAGCGAACACUUUCUAUGGGAUUGCUGGGAGUAGAUCCCGCCUCACUGUAAAUGUUCCACCUGUAAGCAUAGAACUCUCGGACACAAUGACAUCUGUUGGCCACGGACAAGGCGUUGUCGUGCCCGUCCUGUCUGGCCAAACGCACACCUUCACCUGCACAACUCAACCCGGUGCCAACCCUCCUGCAGACAUCGAGUGGACGUCCACCACCGCUCGUAUCACCCAGGAUGAUACGGUUGACCAGCCAGUGACCGGUAGUAAGCUGACGAUGUCCAGUAGAGAGGUGACCUUGAUUCCAUCGAUUUCUGACCAUCUGACAGCAGUUACGUGCGAAGCGACACAUCCUGCUCUCGUGACACCGUUGACCAAAUUCAUUCAGCUUGAUGUACAAGGUAGGCCUGAAACUAGCCCCAACCCUCCUACACACACACCCUCACACACCUAUAUAUACAUCCACGUGCACACCCACACCCUUACUCACACAAAUAAUGAACCAUAG